AUGCAGCCAAAUGAGGGUGAACGAGUACGUUCCUUACCGUUUCCGAAUUCUACCCGAGUCUACAAACUACGUGGCAAGGACACUGGUGGACUGUUUACCAUGAUGGAAGGACAUAUUCUUGUUGGUGAAGGGCCCCAGUUGCAUAUUCAUCAUCGUGAGGAUGAAACUUUUCGUGUGAUGGAAGGUGAAUUACAGUUUAUUAUUGAUAAUGAAACAUUUUGUGCUAGAGCUGGUACAAUAAUUCAUGCACCACGUGAAGUUAAAAUGUCGUUUACAAAUGUCAAUUCACCUAACGCUUAUUUACAAAUUAUAUUUACACCAUCCGGCAUUGAAAAUUAUUUUGCAAAAGUAAAUAAAGUAUACAAUGUAGAACCGAUUAAUCACACAAGAGCAGAUGAAAUAGCAAAAGAAUUUGGUAUGGAUAUGUUAGGAAUGCCUCAGUGGGAAGAUCUCGGAUGUGAUGCUAACGGGACGUUGAACAAUUGA
Messenger RNA from Didymodactylos carnosus, 486 nucleotides. Lineage: Eukaryota; Metazoa; Rotifera; Eurotatoria; Philodinida; Philodinidae. The record is from the annotation of a GenBank genome assembly.